Messenger RNA from Jaculus jaculus (lesser Egyptian jerboa), 1775 nucleotides. RefSeq names its product L-amino-acid oxidase-like. Gene Ontology annotation, molecular function: polyamine oxidase activity; L-amino-acid oxidase activity. NCBI's taxonomy places the organism in Eukaryota, Metazoa, Chordata, Mammalia, Rodentia, Dipodidae. The record is from RefSeq and is a predicted model, not a curated record. Gene Ontology annotation, biological process: amino acid catabolic process. The transcript is spliced from 7 exons. Bases 96 to 1667 code for a protein of 523 amino acids.
GGAGCAGCCCGUGGGACCCCUUGGCAGCCUGGCAGGGAGUGGAGCAGACCAAGAAGAACCCAUUUGUCACCUGAGCGCCAAGUGACAUCACAACUAUGUUCCCAGGCUGGCUGGCUCUCACCCUGCUGUCUGUGGCAUGCCUGGGUACCCAGGACUUCAAUGAGGAGCUUAAGAAGUGCUUUGAAGAUCCCCAAUAUGAAGAUCUGCUGCAGCUGGCUAGAAAUGGGAUAGGGCAGACAUCAGUGAAGAAGAAGAUCAUUGUGAUCGGGGCAGGCAUGGCUGGGCUCACUGCUGCCAAGAUCUUGCACGAUGCUGGCCACCAGGUGACUGUGUUGGAAGCCUCAGGGCGUGUUGGUGGCAGAAUAGAGACACACAGAGUUGCUGGAGUAACGUGGUUCAUAGAGCUGGGCGCCAUGAGAAUUCCUAUCAGCCACAACCUCACCCAGGAGUUCGUGAAGAGAUCUGGGCUGGACCUCCAGGAGUUCUACUCCAAUAAUGACCAGACCUGGAUGCUGUUCAAUGGUGUUCGGCACCAACUGGGAGACGUGAAGGCCAAUCCUGACCGGCUGGGCUACUCGGUCAGAGAUGAUGAGAAGAACAAGACAGCAGAUCAACUUUUUAAACAAUCCCUGAGGAAGAUUGAGAAAGAGCUGACCAACUGUAAAUGCAGCUGCCGCCAGGUGCUGGAAAAGUAUGACUCCUUCUCCACCAAGGAAUACCUGAUCAAGGUUGGGAACCUGAGCCGCGGGGCCGUGCAGAUGAUUGGGGACCUGCUGAAUGCAGACUCUGGCUACUACGAGGCCUUCAUGGAGACCCUGCGAGCCUACAUCAUCUUCGGGGAGUCCAGGUUUGAUGAAAUCACCGGGGGCUUUGACCAGCUCCCCCAGGCCUUGAGUGAUGCACUCUGUCCAGGGACUGUGAAGCUUCACUCUCUAGCAGAGAGUGUGGAGAUGUCUGGAGACUGUGUCCACGUGACCUACAGGACCUCAGACCCUCUGCAGCCCAGGGCACGCCUCACUGCUGACUUCGUGCUGGUGGCCACCACGGCCAAGGCUGCCCGCCUCCUCCGAUUCCAGCCACCCCUCUCCCUCGACAAGCAGGACGCACUGCGUUCAAUCCACUACACCAGCGCCUCUAAAGUGGUCCUGGCCUGCACACGGCGCUUCUGGGAGGACGACAGCAUCUUCGGUGGCAAGUCCAGCACUGACGGGCCGGCCCGGUUCAUCUACUAUCCCAAUCAGCGCUUCUCCGGGGAUAAAGGGGUCAUCCUAGCUUCUUACACCUUGGAUGAUGACUCCACGUUCAUGGCUGCUCUGGACCGUGACCGGAUAGUGGAGGUUGUCCUGGAUGAUCUCGCUGCUGUCCAUAACCGCUCCAAGGAGGAGCUCCGGGCCCUGUGUCCCUACUCCAAUGUCAAGCACUGGGGCCUGGACCCCUACUCUAUGGGUGGCGUUGCUUUCUUCACCCCCUAUCAAUAUAUGGACUAUGCCCAAGAGCUCAGCCGGCCAGAAGGGCGGGUCUACUUCGCUGGCGAGCACGUAGACCUGCCCCAUGGCUGGAUCGACACUGCCAUCAAGUCAGGCCUCAAGGCUGCAAAGAGCAUCCAGGAGGCUGUGAACUUGGCUUCGACAGAGAACCCAGAGCACACAAAAGAGCACAGCUCCUAAACUCUGUUGUAGCCAGCGUAAUAGGCCUCUUGAAUUUGGGUGAUUCUCCACCAGGGGAAAUGUCACCCCACUUUUGCUCACACUUUCACCUUUGCCCCCGAGAUGCUA